GUUUUCAGAUCCGUUGUUCUUUUUUCCAAGAAAAAGUGCAAUCAUGCCACCAAAAAGAAACCUUGGGAAGGCUGUUCAGACUUUACAGAUUGGGCUUGGUGAAGGCAGUCCAGCACACUCAGAAGGAGAGAAUGAGCCAAUCCUUCCACCACCAUUGUCACCAAUACUUAGGGAGCACUCAUUUGUCAAUCCUACCUUCAACAAGGAUAGUGAAUCUGGAGAUGAUGUUGCUCAAUCUGGUGAUUCCCUUGUGAAAGCUGUGUCAGAUCAGAUUAGCAUCAUAAGGCACACAUUGAUGGAAUCUGAGGAGAAAGCUCGACAAAGAAGCCAAGAGGUUUCUAGACAAUUGGAUGAGUCUUUUCAAAAUCUGGCUCAAAUUUUGGCUCAAAGUGUAGCCCAAAGUGUAGCCGACAUGCGGCGAUCCAAUGAAGAAAGUAACAGAAUCUGGAGCGAGCAAAAUGCAGAAAAUUGGAGAGCUUUCCAAGCUGAAACGGAACGAAUGCAAGAGGCAUUUCGACGUGUCAAAAUUGAGCCUCAGCCACAAGUAGCAGAUCUUCAAAGGCAGAAUCAUAAUAUUCCAGCUCCAGCACUCGGGGGGCAAGUUAAUCUGCCACAGCCACCUCCCCAGAUUCAGCAGGUAGCAGGCGGACCAGUGCAGCCAGAUCCUGUUGAGGCUGCACCACGUCAAAAUCUUCCAAAUCUGCCAGGACAGUACAUCAAUCGUGAUCAGAUCAUCGACAUGGUGCAGGAGGCUUAUGGUCCAGUUUUGAGGCCUCUAGUCAGACCAGCUUACAGAAAACCAUAUCCAGAUUUCAUAGACCAAGAGAAUCCUUUUCCUAGGGGGUUCAAAGUUCCAGAAUUCACUCUAUUUUCUGGAGAUGGUGGAUAUUCUACAAUUGAACACAUAGGCCGCUUCACAAUUCAGUGUGGCGAGGCCUCCGGUGAUGAUAAUUUGAAGCUCAGACUUUUUCCCAGCUCUCUAACUAGUACAGCUCUCACCUGGUAUCUGAGUCUGCCACAGAAUUCAGUUUAUACUUGGAGGCAGAUGGAAGAUCUUUUUCACAUCCAGUUCUACCGCAGUGAGCCGGAAGUGUCCAUGGCAGAUUUAUCUCGUUUGGUGCAGCGACCUGGAGAAACAUCUGAGGCCUUUCUGGCCAGAUUUCGGAAGGCCAGACUUAAGUGCAGAGUUGCCCUGCUAGAACAGGAAUUUGUUAAGCUGGCACAAAAUGGUCUGGACAUUGAAUUGAGGAAAAAGUUUGAGGGAAUGGAGUUUCGUGAUUUCUUUGAGUUGUCUUACAAGGAUAAAAUCGACAAGGGAAUUCUACGUUUUCCAGAUAAGGCCAAAGAAACUAUGGGAGUUGAUGCAGAUCCAUUCCCUACCAUGUCUGUUGGGGUGAACGCGGCAGAUCUCAGGAGCAUCGCCAGGGACAGAACUCAGACAUAUUAUAGGCGCAGACUUGCAGUUGAUGAUCUGAGGUGGAAAAAUAAUGCAAAUCAGGGAACUGCGAUAUCUGGACGCGCAGAAAAGCUCAGAAUGGUGAAGCCACCACCCAGAUCUCCAAGCAAACGAUGGGAACGUGUGGUGCAUCCAAAAUUUCCUAAGGAUCAGGCACAGCCGCUCCCAGCAAGAAGAAAAUCAGUGUGGGUCCGUAAGGAAAAAGGGAGCACAUCUUACCAGAAUUCUCCAGAAAAGGAGGAACCACCCAGAAUUCCAACAUCACCUCGAAUUCUGGCUGUGGAAUCAAAUGAAGAAACCGGUUUGAAGGCAAAGUUUGAUGUGUCAGAUAAAGCGAAAAAUUCAUCAGAUGUAAUCUGUUUUGGUGAGUUUUCCAUGAAUUUAUCUUGUUUGGUGAUCACUCUUCCUUUGGUCUUUCAAGCAAGAGAGCAGUCAGAAUCUGUAGUCUGUCACCAGACAGAUUUGACUGAGGAGGAAGAAGUCAUUGAGAUCCCAGCUAAGGAAGAGGGUGGCAUGGAUUCAGCAGAUAAAAUCAUUUUCGAAAAACCAGAAGAGAGGAUGGCCAGGCACAUUAGGCCAUUAUACAUUCAUGCACAUCUGGAUGGUAUGCCAAUAAAUCGAGUUCUGGUUGAUAAUGGAGCAACUGCCAAUGUUUUGCCAACUUGUAUUCUGCACAAAAUUGGCAAAUCUUUGGGUGAUUUAAUGGAGACAGAAGUGACAAUCAGUGACUUUACUGGAGGAGUAAAUCGCUCAAGGGGAAUUCUGCCAGUGGAGCUUACCGUUGGAAAUAGAACUCUCAUGUGUGCAUUCUUUGUGGUUGACACCAUUGCCACCUAUAAUGCAUUGCUUGGGAGAGAUUGGAUACAUUCCAGCUGGUGCGUUCCUUCAACUCUGCAUCAAAAAUUAAUGUUCUGGAAUGGUGGCAGAACUGAAGUCGUGACAGCAGAUGACAAACCGUUUGUGGCAAGUACCAAUGCAGUGGAAGCUCGUUAUUAUGAUGAAGAUAUUGGGACUAUCCGUUUCUUUGGGAUGGACCGCUAUGGCAGACCUUCUGGAAUUACUGCCUGCACCAGAUCUACAAUGGACAGACAGACUGUGAAGGAGGAUCGAAUUAAGCACCAGAAAAAGGAGGCCGUGGAAGAAAUCAAGAGAAAAUUAGCGGCUUACCUUGCUGAAAAACGAAUCUGUGUAGACAGAUCUGAAGUAGUCUAUGAAGGUGAAGAGGAAGAUUUGAAGGAUCAAAUAACACUAGAGGAAUUAGAUCUGGCACCGGCAAAACUUGAUGAUCUGAAGGCAGAAGUACAAGAUCCCCUGGAGGAGGUAAAUCUGGGUACUGAGGCAGAUCCGAAAAUUACUUUUAUUAGCGGUUCUCUUGAGCCGUGUUUGCAUGAUAAAAUUAUCACUAUUUUGCAUGAGUACAAAGACUAUUUUGCUUGGGACUAUUCUGAAAUGCCAGGUCUGGACAGAAAUCUGGUAGAGCACAGAUUACCAAUUAGAUCAGAUUUCAAGCCUUUUAAACAGCCGCCUAGACGAAUGUCUCCAGAAGUCACCUUAAAAGUUAAAGAAGAGAUAGAGCGGCUGUUAAAGGUUGGUUUCAUCAGAACUUCCAGAUAUGUGGAAUGGUUAUCUAAUGUGGUUCAUGUGGUUAAAAAGAAUGGCAAGCUGAGAAUCUGUGUAGACUUCAGAAAUAUAAAUCUGGCAACACCAAAAGAUGAAUAUCCUAUGCCUAUUGCAGAUUUAUUGGUGGAUGGUGCAACACGCCACCGAAUUCUGUCAUUCAUGGAUGGCCACAGUGGGUAUAAUCAGAUUUUUAUAGCAGAAGAAGACAUUCCAAAGACCGCUUUCCGCUUCCCAAGAGCUAUUGGUACGUAUGAAUGGGUAGUAAUGCCAUUUGGUUUAAAAAAUGUGGGUGCAACUUAUCAAAGAGCCAUGAACGCCAUCUUCCAUGACAUGAUUGGUCGUUUUAUGGAAAUUUAUAUUGAUGAUGUGGUUGUGAAAUCAAAUGAAGAUGAAGAACAUCUGGAGCAUUUAAAGCUGGCUUUUGAAAGAAUGAGGAAGCAUGGUCUGAAGAUGAAUCCAUUAAAAUGUGCAUUUGGCGUUUCUGCUGGAAAUUUUCUAGGAUAUCUGGUGCAUGAGCGAGGUCUGGAAGUGGAUCAGAACAAGGCAAGAGCUGUUAUUGAAGCAUAGUCGCCAAGAAGUAAAAAGGAAUUACAAAGAUUCCUUGGGUAAGUAAAUUUUCUGAGACGUUUUAUCUCAAAUCUGGCAGGAAAAACCAGAGUUUUUUCGCCACUGCUGAAGCUGAAAUCAGAAGCAGAUUUCAAGUGGGAGAGACACCAUCAGACCGCCUUUGAGGAAAUAAAGCAUUAUUUAUCAA
This is a messenger RNA of Rubroshorea leprosula, 3830 nucleotides long. The record is from the annotation of a GenBank genome assembly. NCBI's taxonomy places the organism in Eukaryota, Viridiplantae, Streptophyta, Magnoliopsida, Malvales, Dipterocarpaceae.